AUGAGCUGGAAAGGCCUGACCAAGAGCGUCACCCGGGCACCACAAACCUUCAAGCAAAAGUUCAACCUUGGCGAGAUCACCAAGGAUGCCAUUUACAUCGAUGCCGAGCGCCGCUUUCAGGAGCUGGAAAAGGAGACCAAGAAGCUGCACGAGGAGUCCAAGAAGUACUUUGAAGCCAUAAAUGGCAUGCUCUCACAUCAAAUCGAGUUCUCAAAAGCCAUCGCCGAAAUCUACAAGCCUAUUUCCGGCCGCAUGUCCGACCCCGACUCGUUCCACGACGAAGGCAACGCCGCCGGUAUAGAAGCUUGUGAAGAAUACGAGUCUGUCGUCAAAGAGUUGCAAGAGACACUCAAGCCCGAACUUGAGAUGAUAGAAACCCGCGUGAUCCGCCCAGCGGACGAGCUAUUAGUAAUCAUCAAAGCCGUACGCAAGAUUGCCGCUAAGCGCGAUCACAAGCAACUCGACUACGAUAGGCACCGUGCCGGGUACAAAAAGCUUGAAGAGAAGAAGGACAAGACAUUGAAGGACGAGAAGGCCAUGUACCGCGCAGAAAACGAUCUCGAACAAGCGACACAGGAUUUCAACUACUUCAAUGACCUACUCAAGGAAGAACUGCCUAAGCUCUUCGCAUUGGAGCGCGAGUUCAUCAAGCCUCUGUUCCAAUCCUUUUAUUACAUGCAGCUGAAUGUGUUUUACACAUUACACGAGCGCAUGCAACGGCUUGACAUUGGCUACUUUGACCUCACACUCGACAUCGAGGCGGCGUACCAGAAGAAGCGUGGGGACAUUCAGGAACAAGCAGAGAAGAUAUCAAUUGUCAAGUUCAAAACCACUGGCGGAGCACGGGUGGCAGGGGCAAAGCCGGGCCAGUCCAAGUACGCAGCAAAGGCACUUGAAGCCAAGGCGGGCCGAAGUUCGAUAUCUGAAGACGCGGAAGCGCCGCCGCCAUACAGCCCGGGACCUACAGCGGCCACUGGCGAUAUCAAGUCGCCCACGCUAUCAUCUGGUUCAUGGGGAUCUGCCGCCAAGGCUAAGGGUGCUGCACCGCCACCGCCAAAGCCGAAGCCUUCACGUCUGAGCGGAGUGCCCGCGGCUGAGACGGUCACAGCGUUAUACGACUAUGAGGCUCAAGCAGAAGGCGAUUUGAGUUUCCUGACUGGCGAUGUUAUCGAGAUUGUUUCGCGCACACAGAACGAGAAUGAAUGGUGGAUUGGCAAGGUGCGGGGGAAGCAGGGACAAUUUCCAGGAAACUAUGUCAAACUGAACCACUAGGCGAGGCUCAGUCCACCUCCUCCUUUACGGCUGCGGGGCCACACUUGCUGAAGCAUGUCAUCUUUAUCAUGAUUCGGGUUUCUCAUUCACCACUUUUGCGUUAGACAUGAGCGGUCUUUUGUACAGCACAUUUCCAAUUUUAGUAUUCGGAGUAAGCCUGUAUUAUACUCUGAAACAUAUUCAACAGUCUCCAUGUUCAGUGCUCCGCAGUUCAGAUCGUCCGAAAGAAGCGGGGAUUAUGCCGCGACACCCCGCAUGACGUUGGUCGGAGGUCUUCGAGACCCGCAGUCCGUACCCAUCAGCUCGGGAAAACGUGUCCAGGGUAGUCUUAAACCAU
Exserohilum turcica Et28A is the source of this 1609-nucleotide messenger RNA. RefSeq lists its product as uncharacterized. Gene Ontology annotation, molecular function: lipid binding; protein binding. The record is from RefSeq and is a predicted model, not a curated record. Gene Ontology annotation, biological process: actin cortical patch localization; plasma membrane tubulation; endocytosis. Lineage: Eukaryota; Fungi; Ascomycota; Dothideomycetes; Pleosporales; Pleosporaceae. Bases 1 to 1272 code for a protein of 423 amino acids. The transcript is spliced from 6 exons. Gene Ontology annotation, cellular component: Rvs161p-Rvs167p complex; actin cortical patch; medial cortex.